GGUAAAUGACGCCGCUGACGACAGAGGACUUGACCGACACUUCACGUAACCCAUACAGUAACGAGACAGAAGCAGCAGUACUAUAUAAUGAGCAUUUUGCGACAAACUCAGUUUAGUUCGAUUGAAAUUACUACAGAAAUCAGAAGUACUAGGAAGCGAACGUCCUCGAGAGGGCCGUCUAGCAGAGUAACAACAGUCAAUCAGAGAUCUCAGUAUUAGAAUCACGAUGAAAUUGGCAGUAGCAACACCUUUGAUCGCAUUCUUCACAUUGGACAUCAUAGUGGAAACAGCAGCCCGAGCAGCGCACGAUGGGAAAUAUAACAAACAGAAGUAUGGCAACGGAAACCACGGCAAAUACGUGCACACAAAUGGAGGUAAGGUAGCUCUGACCGAUAGUUUAAGUUUGCACACUACUGGCACACACAUAAUGCACCACAAUUGGCCGAAUCACCCGCACACCGAUUGGCGCUCCGUAGGUGACUACGUAGAAGAUUUGGAUCGCUAUCGCUACGUUCACUACGACGAUGGCGAUCGAGGUCGCUACAUCCAUGUGCAUGUUCCAUACGACGGCGGAUACGGCAACUACGAGGGUGGUCACGAACCCUUCCGUAAUCCGCCGUACGAUGCCUCUGGAUUGUAUGCGUACGUUCAGAAACCGAAAAACGAAUCCUGUUUACGGUUGCUAGAACAGUAUUCUAACACUUGCAGCGAUUCCAGCUUGAACAAUCCGUUCAAAGCCAAUGAAUUCGAUAUUAGGCAACCGUCAAUCUACCUGGAAUACGGAACUCCCGAACCAGAAUAUGUCGACGCUUCUUCACGGCAGGAGAAACUUACAUCGGCAUCGUCGGCUGGGCAACUUGAUCCACGAGCAUCGACCUUCCCUGGUACCUCCUAUCUUCCUGUUCCAAAGCCAGCAGCUGAGUACGGUCCUCUCGAACGAACAAAAUUCAGUAUUUCUGCGAAACCGACAAAAUCAACGUCCCUUAGAACCAUCGAUAUUGGCUCAGUAUCGCUCACAACCACCGGUCAGGAAUCAAAACUCAGUCUUGUUACCGAGAAUCCUGAAACUACACGAACUCACGUCACCCUGUCCAAAAGAGUAAUACCGGAAGUGACAGACACGACAGCCACAACGGAGACUGCUCCGGCUACCACCAGAACCACAACGACCCCUACAACCACGAGAUCCUCCACCACUUCAACGACCACUCCAAAGACCACGGCGACAACAACAUUCACCACAGCAGCAAUUUUGUUAGAACCUCGGUUAUCGAUCGGCGAACAGCUUCAUCAAUGUCGAUCAGAACUUCAAACGGCUCUCCUCAAGCUGAGCCAUAACGAGCGUUCCAAAUGCGACUAAUCCACGCGCAACGAGAAAAUCAUCUUUGCAUCUCAACGUACACCCAAAGUGAGUGAUCGUGGAAUUUGAAAAUCAAAUUUGCCCCUUCUUCGGUUGAUGAAAGCAUUGCUGACUAAUCCGACACCCCUAUAGCUUUAAGAUAUUUAUUUCCAUCUGUGAAACAUCGUUGAGUAUUGUAAUAAAAAUGAAACACAAUAAAACCAACAGAGGCGGCUCUUCGGCGGGGACGAGACCGUCCAUUUGUAUGUAGUGUAAUAAAUUUGAUAGAUUUUUAAGAGAAUUUAUGUAGAAACAUAUGCUUCUGACACUUACGACUAUAGCCGAUUAUUGGGUUUGAUUUAGUGAGGUGAAUCAGGAAUGCAUAUUGGAGGGUUGGAUCAGUGGUGUCAUGAUAAAAUCAGAGCUGGUUACUCAAGGUUAGCAAAUUAUAGCGCUCCAGAUACUGGUACGCCCGCAUAAAAAUGACUUCAAUAUUUAAGAUUUUUUCGGGGAACUCACUCAAUAAGUUUUAAUUUCAAGUUUUUUUUUUCAGUAGGUAUUUAUCGUAGAAGGUGCAUUCUUGCAGAAAUUCCUUUUAUGAGUUCAGCAACAAUUCUUCUAAAUA
Molecule: messenger RNA, 1964 nt
Organism: Aedes albopictus (Asian tiger mosquito)
Lineage: Eukaryota; Metazoa; Arthropoda; Insecta; Diptera; Culicidae
Product: integumentary mucin C.1-like
Exons: 3
Coding region: 227-1360 (377 amino acids)
Source: RefSeq, a predicted model, not a curated record